This is a messenger RNA of Triticum dicoccoides, 1273 nucleotides long. RefSeq names its product disease resistance protein Pik-1-like. The transcript has 2 exons. Gene Ontology annotation, molecular function: metal ion binding. Bases 59 to 472 code for a protein of 137 amino acids. NCBI's taxonomy places the organism in Eukaryota, Viridiplantae, Streptophyta, Magnoliopsida, Poales, Poaceae. The record is from RefSeq and is a predicted model, not a curated record.
CACACACUGCAAGGUCCGCCUCCUCACGCACUCCACACAAACAGACGCAGCAGCCGGCAUGACGCAGAAGAUCGUGAUCGCGGUGCAGAUGGGGAGCAGCAGGUGCCGGUCCAAGGCGCUGGCGCUGGUGGCGGCCACGCCGGGGGUGGACUCGGUGGCGCUGGCCGGGGACGGCAAGGACCAGCUGGUGGUCGUCGGCCACGGCGUCGACUCCGUCAAGCUCACCAGCGCGCUGCGCAGGAAGGUCGGCCACGCGCAGCUGCUGCAGGUCGGCGACGCCAAGAAGGAAGACGCGAAGAAGCCGCCGGCCGCGGUCGUGGUCGAAUACUACCCGUACGGUUACUACUACCCAUCGCAACCGGCGCCGGUCAACUUCUUCUACGAGCAGCAGCACUACCCUGCUGCUGCCGCCGUCGAGGCGUACGGGUACCCAUGCUCGCGGCCGGAGCCGGGCACCUGUUCGGUAAUGUAGACCACAUCACAUGCUGAUUGGGUAGCGCGUUGAUUACUUAUACUGACUUUUGCCGGUCAUACUUGACGAUCAAGAGCUUGGCACCUCUCAAGUUUUCAUGGUGGUAUCGGACUUGAUGGAGUAUCUACUAAGGUUCAGCUAGCUACUGUGUCGAGCUUCAGUUAGUUAUAAGCUUCCUUCGAUGUCAGGUCUUGUCUUCUCAAAGAGCAGAGUUUCUGACAACAAACAAGCGGACCGUCAGCAUGACAAGUCCGGUUUCGAGUCCAACAAAAUCUGUCACGGGCCGGAAAAAUGAAUACUCCCUCCGUCCCUGAGUAUGAUUUAUACGACAUGGCGAGUGACAAAUCUUCUGCUCAACUCGCUAAUUGGCAGGUGGCAGCCCUCAACCUCAGCGCUGGUCUAUUACAAAGGACAACGCUAACGUCCACACGUGUGGUGUGAACCAAAUCUGCCCACACAUCCUAUACACGCAGGUUACGCCACGUCAUCGCGUGCAUGCAUGUGGAAAUCUUUUUGAAUUUUCAGUUUUUAAAAUGUUUUAUCUCUUAAAUAAAAAUAUCAUAUUGAAGGUUCGUUUUCACCAAUAGAUCCCUCGCGACAAGAUCUUCGAAACUAGAUCUCAUAUCAAUAUAUUUCGAUGAUUUUUUAUUAUUAAAAGUUGCCAUGUCUACUGCACAUGAAUUGACAUGAUGUUUAACUGAAGUUGCCAUGAUAUGUUUCAGCUAUUUUCUUCUACAUUAGUAAAUUUUGACAUAUUAUAAAAUGGUGAAUUAAGAAACUAGACUUGGCAUGAACUAUAAA